Messenger RNA from Drosophila montana, 1948 nucleotides. It is a transcript of the gene Ada3, whose product is annotated as transcriptional adaptor 3. Gene Ontology annotation, molecular function: transcription coactivator activity. Gene Ontology annotation, cellular component: SAGA complex. The transcript has a single exon. The record is from RefSeq and is a predicted model, not a curated record. Gene Ontology annotation, biological process: regulation of transcription by RNA polymerase II. NCBI's taxonomy places the organism in Eukaryota, Metazoa, Arthropoda, Insecta, Diptera, Drosophilidae.
GGUGUUGAAAUUGUUCUUGGAUAUCGCAAGCGACGCUCGCUCACAGUUUGCUCUCAGAGUUUUUUACGCUAAUAAAUUGCAACGAAUUUCGCAACUAGACGACACGUUAAACUACGCAGUUUCCGCUGCUGGAAAUGAGUACGAACAUAAAGAAUCUAAAGAUGGGCCACUUCGGCGGCGGCGGCGCUGGCUUCAGCAUGUCAGCUGGCAAAUUGCUUGCAAACAAUAACACCAACGGCACCAGCGGGACAGGCGGUGGCGCAGGUGCGGUCGGCGCUGCCGGCUGCAGCAAAUUAGCGUCCCAUGCGACAGCCGAUCCUGACGUCUUCUUAACGCCCAGCGGUGUAAUAAUACCGCUGAUACGUAGCAGAGAUGUGCCUAAGCAGCUGCCAACGCUGACCGUCGCACUGCAGCGUCCGGCGGACGAGCAUUUGGCUGCUGAGGAUCUGGAUGCUGUGCAACUGGAGCUGGAGCUAAUGCUCUCGAAUGUGGCGUUGCGUGCGCGCGUUUUAAAGGCUGAAUACGAUAGCUUGGACAAGGAUGAGAAGCGUCAGGAUCGUCGAAAAUUUGAGCGCAUGGCGCCCUGCUCACCGCCCACAAAUGCGGGCUUGCUCAAUGGACUGCUGGGUCUGGGCGCCAACAGCGUCGGCAACAGCAGCGGCAUUGGCAGCCCGGCGACAGCGAGCAACUCGAAGAGGAAACUGCGUGAUGAACCAACGGGCGUGCGUAAAAAACAUUCAUCCAUGACGAUAGUCAAGCAGCAGCAACAGCUGCAGGGCUCCAAGCACAUGGCCAAGAACAGUCCACUGGCUGUGCACACGGACGACAGCAUGGACUAUGUAUCGCUGCCGGCCAUCCAACAGCAGCAGCAGCAGCAGCAGCAGCAGCAACAACAGCAACAACAACAAUCACAAUCACAACAGAUGAUACUGCCUAAGGUGGCGAUGCCUAAAAACGAUAUGCCAAACAAGUUUUGGCUAUCGGUUGAGCCUUAUUGCAUGCCACUGACCAAUGAGGAUUUGCGACUGAUUGAUGAUCUACUAGAGCAAUAUCGUGGACCAUUAGUGCCGCCGGUACCCACGCUGGGACCGCACUACUCCACAGUUUGGGCGCAGGAGGAUAUGAAGACGUUGCAGCCGGGCGGUGCACGUCAGAAAUCCCAAAAUGCCAGCGCCAUGCUGAAAAAGGGGGAAAGUAUGCUGGAGGAGAGCAUAACGGGGCCGCUCACACAACGUCUCGUCUCGGCGUUAAUGGACGAAUCGCUGCCCAGCGAACAGGCGGCGGUUGGCGAGCACAGCAAUAGCAGCAGCAACGAAAACACACACUCCUCAUCCACCAGCAAUGCAGCGGGGGGCGGCGCAGUUGCCACGGGCAACUUCCGUUCGCUGGCCAUGCUCAAGCACGGCGUGGGCAUUGAGCAGCGACUGAAAAAGGAGCUGGUGGAGAGCGGACUGAUCGAUGCCAGCGAACUGGCCGCCCACGAGAAUGUGGACGAGGUGCUGCUGGAAAUAAAGCGCGUCACCGCCGAAAUAAAUAGCGUGGCGCAAUUCAACAGCGACGAACUGAAACGACUGCGUGCCGCCGCCAGCGAGGAGAUAAAACGAAUCGAACUGAAACGUAAACUGGAUACAAUCGAUCAGGAAAUCCUUGAGUGCUACAAACGUAUGCUGCAGUAUCGUGCCAAGCGAAAGGGCCAUACCAUCGAGGAGAAGCAGGAGAUAUUGCGUUUAACCAGCGAACAGCGUGCGCUCGCCGAGCAGCUGGAGCGCAUGCAGUUACUGGGCGCCGGCGAUGGGAAAUUGUAGGACAGGAGCUUGGCCUGGGGCUGGCGCCAGUUAAUGGCACUGCAUCGGGCGGCGCUGCUGUUGCAGCAGUGGGAGCGGCAUAGCGUUUGGAACGAUAUCAGUUUACAAUUGCAAUGUGUAUAAAAAGCAAAUAUAUAUAUAUA